Molecule: messenger RNA, 2848 nt
Organism: Eucalyptus grandis
Lineage: Eukaryota; Viridiplantae; Streptophyta; Magnoliopsida; Myrtales; Myrtaceae
Product: sucrose synthase
Biological process (GO): sucrose metabolic process
Molecular function (GO): sucrose synthase activity
Source: RefSeq, a predicted model, not a curated record
GGAAGCCCCGACUUCUGCUGAGUGACUCGUUCGUGUCCCUUGGAAGAUCGCCUCUGCAUUGAGGGAUUCCCCCGCUUCCCUCGCGCCGUUCGAAGUGUGUUUCGCUUCGGUGGUUCGUGCAGUUUCUCCGAGAGGAGAAUCGAGCCAUGGCUGAUCGUUUGUUGCCCCGAAGUCAAAGCAUUUGCGAGCGUUUUGAUAUUGCCCUCUCUACUCACCCCGACGGUCUUCGCGCCUUCCUCUUAAGGGUUGAAGCCAAGGGCAAAGGCAUCUUGCAGCGCCACCAAAUUCUUGCUGAGCUUCAGGCGAUCCCUGAGGAGAGCAGAGCACAGCUUCUUGAUGGGGCUUUUGGUGAAGUCCUCCUCAAAUUCACUCAGGAAGCAAUUGUGUCGCCUCCAUGGGUUGCUCUUGCUGUUCGUCAAGGGCCAGGUGUGUGGGAACACAUCCGUGUGAACGUCCGUGCUCAUGUUCUUGAGCAAAUGGAGGUUGCUGAGUAUCUGCACUUCAAAGAGGCGCUUGCUGAUGGAAGCUUCAACCCUAAUUUUGGGCCAAUCACUGCCACUUUUGAGCGCCCAACUCUUUCCACAUCUAUUGGGAAUGGCGUUGAGUAUAUCCGUUGCAGUCUCUCCAAUAAGCUCUUCCAUGACAAGGAAAGUUGGUACCCUCUGCUUGAAUUCCUCCAAGUCCACACCUACAAGGGGAAGAACAUCAUGAUGAAUGCCAGAAUCCAGAAUGUGUUGUCCCUCCAACCUGUCCUGAGGAAGGCAGUGGAGUAUCUGACCCCACUCAAACCGGAGACUCUGUAUUCUGAGUUCCAGCACAAGUUGCAGGAGAUCGGGCUGGAGCAGGGGUGGGGCGACACAGCUGAGCGGGUCCUUGAGAUGAUCCAGCUCCUGUUGGGUCUUCUUGAGGCUCCCAACCCGGGCACUCUCGAGAAGUUCUUGGGAAGGAUUCCAAUGGUCUUCGAUGCUGUGGUUGUGUCUCCCCAUGGAUACUUUGCUCAGGACAAUGUCCUAGGUUAUCCAGAUACCAGUGGCCUGGUUGUUUACAUCCUGGAUCAAGUUCGUGCCCUAGAGACUGAAAUGCUUCACCGCAUUAAGCAACAAGGACUGGAUAUUACUCCUCGGAUCCUCAUUAUCACUCGGCUUCUCCCAGAGGCGGUUGGAACCACCUGGGGCCACCACCUCGAGAAUGUUUUCGGGACCAAGCACUCUUACAUUCUUCGCAUCCCCUUUAAGGACGAGAAGGGAAUUGUAUGCAAGGGGAUUUCCCGAUUCGAGGUGUGGCCCUAUUUGGAAAGAUUCACCGAGUAUGUCGCGGAAGAACUCAAUGCAAAGUUGCAGCGCAAUCCCGAUCUGAUCAUCGGAAACUGCAGUGAUGGAAACAUUGUUGCUUCCUUGUUAGCCCAAGAAUUAGGUGUUACACAGUGUACAAUAGCACAUGCCCUUGAGAAGAUAAAGUACCCAGAGUCUGACAUAUACUGGAAGAAAUUUGAGGAGAAGCACCGCUUCUCUUGCCAGUUCACAGCGGAUCUCAUCGCUAUGAACCACGCUGACUUCAUCAUCACCAGCACCUUCCAAGAAAUUGCUGGAAGCAAGGAUACUGUGGGGCAGUAUGAGAGUUACAUGAACUUCACUCUUCCUGGACUCUACCGAGUUGUCCACGGGAUCAACGUCUUUGACCCAAAGUUCAACGUUGUUUCUCCGGGUGCCAACAUGAGCUUCUAUUUCCCCUACACCGACCAGAACCGACGGUUGAGAAUCUUGCACCAUGAGAUCGAAGAACUCCUCUUCAGCAAAGUUGAGAACAAGGAACACUUAUGUGUUCUGAAAGAUAAGAACAAGCCAAUUAUUUUCACCAUGGCGAGUCUGGACCGUUUCAAGAACUUGACAGGGCUUGUCAAGUGGUAUGGCAAGAACCCCAGGUUGAGGGAACUGGCCAACUUGGUCAUGGUCGGGGGCGACAGGAGGAAGGAUUCAAAGGACUUGGAAGAGCAGGCUGAGAUGAAGAAAAUGUACAACCUCAUCAAGAAGUACAAGCUGAAUGGCCAGUUCAGGUGGAUUUCCUUCCAGAUGAACCGACAGACGAACGGAGAGCUUUACCGCUACAUCUGCGACAUGAAGGGGGUCUUUGUUCAACCAGCUAUCUAUGAAGCUUUUGGUUUGACUGUGGUUGAGGCUAUGGCUUGUGGAUUGCCGACCUUUGCCACUUGCUAUGGUGGGCCGGCUGAGAUCAUUGUGCAUGGUGAAUCGGGCUUCCACAUUGAUCCUUACUGUGGUGACCAGGCGGCCGAGCUUCUUGUGGAGUUCUUCAAGAAGUGCCAGACUGACCAAAGCCACUGGGACAAAAUCUCAGAGGGUGCCGUGCAGAGAAUUGAAGAGAAGUAUACAUGGAAAAUAUACUCUGAGAAGCUGUUGAACCUACCUACUAUGUACGGCUUCAGGAGGCAUGUGACUAACCUCGAGAGCUGCCGAUAUCUCAAAUUGUUCUAUGACACCAUUUAUCACCCACUGGCUCAGUCUAGUUCCCCCCGCAGAAGGAAGUGGAAGCGUUCGACUUUGAAAGUCCUCAAGAGGCCCAGUCUAGUUCCCUCCGCUGUUUGAAGAGGAAGCAUUCGACUUUGGAUUUGGAUUUUCUCAAAGGGUUAUUUUCCUAAUUAUUUUUUUUAUAUGCAUCAUCUGUUCUCUGAACGUACGAUUUGUAUCUUGAGUUUGACUCAUACUUUUUACUUUUUUUUGGGUCGAGAAAGUUGAAGGUUUCAUUAACUUGAAGCAAGUUUGUAUAUCCAAUAUAGAUUUCGGGAGAUAAGACAGCCAAUCAAGAGGGAGUUCAUUUAUCUGUUUGGCCAAAA